Molecule: messenger RNA, 6123 nt
Organism: Sceloporus undulatus (fence lizard)
Lineage: Eukaryota; Metazoa; Chordata; Lepidosauria; Squamata; Phrynosomatidae
Product: neurabin-1-like
Exons: 19
Coding region: 784-4962 (1392 amino acids)
Biological process (GO): actin filament organization; calcium-mediated signaling; neuron projection development
Cellular component (GO): actin cytoskeleton; dendrite; cytoplasm
Molecular function (GO): actin filament binding
Source: RefSeq, a predicted model, not a curated record
UCAGGGGGCCAAGGAGAGAGAGAGAGAGAGAGAGCGCGUGCGCACGAGAGAGAGAGAGAGAGGUGGGAAAGCGCGCGCCUGCCCGCGCGCCCCCGAAAGAAGGGAAAAAAGAGAGAGAAAAAGAAGAAAGCUAUUGAGAUUGAGAAGUGUAUAAAGCGGCCGUGCGGGCGGGCGCGCUAAACAAGAGAGAGAGUAGUACUCGCGAAGUAGUGAAAGGCGCGCGGGCGGGCGAAUAGUUUUGUGAGGGGGAGGAGUGAGUAAAUAAUAAAAAAAAAGAACAGAAGAAGAAGAAAAAAAGGAGGAGGAGAGGAGGAGGAGGAGGUGCUGGGCAGCUGUCUGGGGACGACGACGACUACGACGACGAGUGGAUCCCCAGCCCGUUGUUGUUGUGAGGCGGCUCGCCCGUUGGGCCAAGGAGCGGCCAAAAGGGAGGAAGAACAAGAAGAAGAAGGAGGAAAAGAGGACGAUUAAUCCUCCUCCCUCUAACCCCCUCUGCCUCCUCCUCCUCCUCUGAGAUGGCUUCUGUAUAGGAGCGGAUCAGCUGUGACAGUUAGUGCCUCACUUUUCCAGAGAAAUUCCAGUCCUGUCCUGCCUGUGUGCUUCUUCCCACAAUUCACCUCAAUGCCUUCACGGGUGUAUAAACUGGUCAGCGGCAUCUUCCUGUCUCAUUCUCUCUCCAGUCUGUAAUAGACUGGUAUCCAGGCAUUGUGGGGGGGGACAGUUGUUGUUGAUUUUCACCCCCCACCCCACCCACAGAAGAGUGAAGGCUGUCUCCAUCUGACAAUGAUGAAGACUGAAGGCAAAGGAGAGAGGACUUUAAGAAGUGCUUCUCCACACAGAAAUGCCUAUAAAGCUGAUUUUCAUGCCAUUAAGUGCAGUUUUGAUUCAGUAAAUGCCGAUAAUACUGCAAACAAAUCUGGUCCUCAGCAAAAGCUGACCAGCUCAUCCAAUGGAGGAGGUAAUGACUCACAUGUUCGUGGCAGAGCUGCCACUUACGGCAACAGAGUACACAAGAUCAAGAACAUGUUCAUGCAGAUGGGUGGCUCUUCCACUCCAUCAUGUGAAAACAGCCCACCAUCUGAGCCAAAAGCCAUUGUAAAAACAGUGCCGACGGAUCCUUCUCCCCCUUCUCCCAGCAGUCCACCUUUUCUCUCUGUUCAGAAAAAUAACCACCUCAUUACUGGUCCUGUUCCCUUCAGCAGCCCUCAGGAUUCUUUACCUUCUGCUUCUCUCAAUGAUAAAAUUAUUUGCAGCAGUGAUGAAGGAAAUUUAGAUAAAGCUGCCCUGGCAGAGAAGUUUUCAGAGACAAGAAAAUUAUUUGAAAGGAACAUAAAAAAGCCAUGUUUAUUGGACAAAGGUCCUCCUAACAAAACAGAAAGGGCUGAAGAAAAGAGGAGGCACGGCUCUGCCUCUUCAUCUGACAGUAGUAAUGUAGCAGAUCACUUUAAUUUCAGUACUGAUGUGAGUUCUCAGGUUGCCAUAGAAAAAACAGAGAGCGAAGGAAGCAGUGAGCACAAGCAACAACAAUCCAUUGGUAGCUGUAGAUCCUCACUGAAUGCUGGACCCAUUUCUAGAAGACUUGAGAGUUUUUUAGCUGAUAGUGACAGUGAGGAAUCCAAAGACACUCUGAAGAAUGAGAGCACAUCAAGCCCUGUCCAGACUGUGUUCUGCAGCUGGGAAUUACCAGGGGUUAGAGAAGACCUAUGCAUGAAGCAGAAUCAGUGUAUUGCAGAACAUGCCCUUUUGAGCAGCACAAGGGAUGAUCCAAGAAAGACCACUGAAAGAGAUGCAGUAACUUCAGAAAGAGACCAGAAGUAUACAACCACCACAUCCAAUAAAGUGGAUAGAGCCCCCAUAAAAAUCUCCCAAGUAGAAGUAGUUAGAGCUGAAUUAAUUAUGGUGCAGAACAAAACUUUAGGGGGUAACAGUGAAAUUGUGGGGGAAGUUAAUGUCUGUCAGAAGGAGAAACAACUGCGACUUCCAAGUUGGGAGGAAGAAGAAAAGGGCCUUAUAUCUGAGGAAAUGGAGGAACUUAAUGUAUGCAAAGAUGACCUUAAUUUGUGCAGUGAGGCCAAUCAGACAGAAGUAAAAGAAGUAGCAUCUUUGGAAGAAGAUCAUACAAGAGAGCAGGUCCAUAAAGAACCAAUAGGCAAUAGUGAAGAUGAAGAUGAAAAUCAGGAGGUACAACACAGAGAGAAUUUUAAUGAAUUUAGUUCCAGUGUUUUUGGAAUUGAGAAUGCAGCUUUUGAUGAUGACAGAGAAACAGACUCAUAUGCUCAGGGCCCUGAAGGAGAGGAAACUUUGCCAGAGGAGGAGUAUAACUAUGAUAGUGACUAUGAGGAAUUUCCUGGACUUUCUGAGGAGGAAGAGCCAGAUCCAGAGAGGAAAGUGAAGUUUUCCACAGCACCUAUCAAGGUGUUCACUACUUAUUCAAAUGAAGACUAUGAUAGACGUAAUGAAGAGGUUGACCCUGUGGCAGCAUCAGCAGAAUAUGAACUUGAGAAAAGGGUGGAAAAAAUGGAGGUUUUUCCUGUGGAAAUUGAAAAAGGUGACAGUGGCUUAGGUAUCAGUAUAAUCGGAAUGGGCGUUGGUGCAGAUCAGGGCCUGGAAAAGCUGGGAAUUUUUGUAAAAACAAUAACUGAAGGUGGAGCUGCUCAGAAAGAUGGUCGAAUCCAAGUAAAUGAUCAGAUUGUUGAAGUUGAUGGUAUAAGUCUUGUCGGGGUUACCCAAUUUUUUGCUGCAACUGUACUAAAAAAUACAAAAGGCACCGUCCGGUUUCUAAUUGGCAGAGAAAAACCAGGAACUCAGAGUGAAGUAGCUCGUCUUAUCAGUGAAACAUUGGAACAAGAGAGAUGUUUAUAUGAGCAGCAAUAUGCCCAAGAUGAUACAGAACAGGAUGAUGAUUAUGAUGAUGAAGAUGAUUCUUUUGAGUCACAUUUACAUGGAAAAUCUGUGGAAGUAUUUUACCUUCCUGAAAAUGAAGAUAUCAAUUUGCCAUUAGAUAUGGAUUCCACACAGUUUCUGCUAAAAUUUAAAGAGUUACAGUUAAAACAUGCAGUUACGACUGCUGAAGUUAACCAGCUUAAGGAAAAGUUAAAAGCAUCUGAAGCUGAAAAGAUUGAAUGGGAAUUAAGUAAAUCACAGCUCCAGGAAACAUUAGAUGAGAACAAAGAAAAAAUAAAGAAGUUGGAGACCUAUUGGUUAGAAGCACAAAGCUUAUGUAAAACAGUAAAUGAGCAUCUUAAGGAAACUCAGGAACAAUAUGAUGCCCUGGAGAAAAAAUACAACAAAGCCAAGAAAUUGCUUAAGGAAUAUCAGCAGAAAGAAGUAGAACUUAUGAAAAAAGAAGAGGAUCAUAAAAAGAUUCUUGAAGAGAGGAACCAGGAACAUGCAAAUCAACUCAAAGCAAUGCAGGAGAAGAUGACAGAGCUUGAAGAUAAAUUAAAAAUAUAUGAGAAGCUUCCUUACAUGUUUGGAAAUAACAUUUUGUUAGAAACUGACACUCCAGAUCCUGAAAAAUUGACGGAAAAGUUUGAAGUUAAAGAUGAUAUUCUGGAAAUUGAAUCUUCAGUGGAAAAAUUAGAUUUUUCUGAUUUUGAUAACUUUGUUGGAGACACACCGAGGUUAGACACAAGUGCACAUAAAGCAAAAGCUCAGCUUGCCUUGAAAGUAAAACGUCAGCCACCUUCUCGGUCAAAGUUAAAAGAGUCUCUUGGAGCUGGACAAAAAGAUAUAAAUUCACAGAGUGUGGAUGAUAAUAAUGGUGAGACAGAGGAAAAUAGUGGGAUUGGUUCUUCAACGGUCACAGAGAAGAUCACUUCAUCACAGCAGAGUGAUACAGAUCAAAGCACUGAUAAACAUGAAUGUGGUGAAAGUACUGAAAGUUUAUUAGAAUCAAGUCCAUCAGUUUCUGUGAAUUCUUCUCCAGUUUAUAAACCACACACAGAAAGUAAUCCUGGAGUAACUCAACCGGCCCAUAAUGAUGAUACUACUCCAAAUUCUCCUUCAGGAUACUGUCGAAAUGUAAAGUACAGAGAAUCAAAAGGAAAAGGAAAAGUGAACAAAGACAAUUUUAAGCUUUUUUUUAAUGAAAAAUGUAUUUAUACAAGGUGUCUUAUAUCAACAUUGUCAUUCAACACAGAUGGAAAAAAAAGUGAAGAAAAGAUUGACUCAAGUGAAAGUGCUUCAGUGGGAAAGUCCAAAAGGCGUUUUCCAGAUUUUGGAGGGCUAAGAAAAUCUGGUGGUAAAGGCAAGAAACAAGAAAAAGAAAAUGCAAGGGGUUCUCUGGAUAGCCGGGGGUCCAGAGAACUACUGGAAGAUUCAGUCAACAAUUUGUCCGCAUCAGAUUCAGAUUCUCCAAUUCCCACUUGUAUGCCUUUUUCUUGGUUUGGAGACAGCCAUAAAGAACAUAGUUCUAGUAGUACUCUGAGCUUUUCCCAAGGUGGGCAUGAUGUCUUUGAACAGAGCCAAGAAAAGAAUAGAAGCAAGAGUAGAAUUGUCAUAGAUGAUUCAUGCCAUAGCAAGCCAAGUUGUGAUCUGUCAGGGUUAGUGACAGAACCAAAUCUUUCAGGGCGUUCACACACUUUAACCUUCUCUUCAAAUGAGGCUUUAGAUGAUGAGCCAUUAACUACAGGGAAACAAAACCAGUGGCACAGUAGACCCAUUUCUGAGUGGACAAACCAACAGGUAUGCCAUUGGCUAAUGGGAAUGAACAUGGAGCAGUAUAUUGCAGAAUUCACAGUCAAGAAUAUUGAUGGACAACAGUUGAUGCUGCUUGACAGUGAUAAAUUGAAGACGCUUGGAGUAUGCAGUCAAAAUGACCGAUCAAUAAUAAAGAAGAAAAUUAAAGAUAUUAAAAAAGCACAAGAAAAGCUGGAGAAACAGAAAGAAAAGUGUCACAAGAAGGAGAAGGAAGUUCGGAAAAGUGGCAGAGUAGUAGCCACUGUAGAAUCAAGCUGCUAAAAUGAGUUAAUAGUAUAAAGAACUGUGUCCUCCAAUGCAGUUUCAAGGGCUAAAGUGGAGCUAUGCCAGUAUAAUGCUUCAUUUAUUUUAUCAGACUUUACUUCAGCUUCAAGAAGUGUAACAAUUGUAUAUUACUGUAUAAUUAUGAAUGUAGGAGGGAGGAAACAUGUUUUUCAGUAUAGACUUUUUACCUCCAAUUUCCAUUCCUUCCCCAUUUAUAUGAUUCAUUAAAUGAAAUAUUUUCAAUUUUUUAUAUUUAGAGCAUUAACUUGUACUAAUGGACAGUAAAUUAAUUUCCCCAUAAGUAAUGUGUAUAUAUAUGUGCCUGACUGUUCCAGCUCCCUGAAGUAUCUAUUGAAACUGGUAUGUUCAGUUUCUGAACAUUAGAAUCUGAGAAAUUACAAUAUAAUGUUGGGUGGUAUCUAGUAUAAAGAGAAAAUAUCAGGUCACUGUGUUCUGUUGGAGAUAGUUUGCUGCCACUAGUGUAUAGAGAAUAAUUAAGUUUUUAAAAGUAAUAGAAAAUUAAUUUAAUCAAAUGUAAUGAAGUGUUUAAAAUACUGUAUUUUCCAGAGUUCAUUUUAAUUUCAAAACAUAUUGUAGUAAUAUAAUUCUUGACUUGCCUCUUUUUAUUUUCUAAGAUAAGAUAGCUCUAUGUUUCUAAGCUGCCAGGUAUGUUGGAACAGGAUUUCAAAGUUUACCAUUCAAUUUUUAUACACUUUUGUAUGGAAAUUUUAUAGUUCAAGUAAUGAAUAAGAUCGGACUGUAAUACAUACAUUACACUUUCUUACUCGAGAGUUUUGAGGACCAAAAUUAUAUUUUUGCUAAUUUUAAAAUGCUGUUGGUCUUCCAGGCUUAAAAUAAUACCAUGAUAGGCAUAGUUGGAGAAAAUGUUAAUGAAGCACUGGGUUUCUGCAUUGUACAUAAUUAUUCUGUAGACACAAAAGUCUUCCUUUUCAUGAGUAGCAUUUGUUUUCUAAAAUAGUGUAAAACACCAUUGCCAACUGCUCUUGGAGUAACAUCACUACAUUAAAGUGACAUUUCUGAAAAAUGAAAUAAAUUUCAUUAAAAAAGAUACACUUUGUGUUUUUACUAUGCUUAUUAUGUAAAAUACGAGUUAAUGGCAUGCACUUUUGAUAAAAUGGUUUUGUAAUAAAGGGUUAA